Messenger RNA from Melampsora larici-populina 98AG31, 754 nucleotides. RefSeq lists its product as uncharacterized. The transcript is spliced from 2 exons. The record is from RefSeq and is a predicted model, not a curated record. Bases 23 to 502 code for a protein of 159 amino acids. NCBI's taxonomy places the organism in Eukaryota, Fungi, Basidiomycota, Pucciniomycetes, Pucciniales, Melampsoraceae.
GAUUCAGAACGCAGUUGAACCAAUGCAGUCGGAAGCCAUCAACCUUAUUCGUAAUGCUCAUCCAGAUUUAGUCACUCCCGAUGGAGAAGAGAUCGAAUUAGACAUUGAUGCGCUGGACGACCGUACACUAUACCGACUCUAUCAAUUGGUGUGUUCAGAUCCAACACCUCCACAAGCAACCAUUCCCGUUCCCGUCAAGAAGAAGAAGACCCCCGGUCCCAAACCAAAAGGAACAGCCAAGGCGAACGGUCAAUCCAGCGGUCCCAAGAAGAAAGGAGCCCCACGCAAAGGAAUUGAUGAACAUCAAGAAGCUGAACGCAUUAAAUUGCUCGAGAACAAACUCGAUUCAUUCAAUACUAGUCCAGCAGCUGCUCAACCCACUGACACCUUACCAGCAGCAUCUGCUGAGGUUGCAAAGAGCGCGCCACCUCCUGCCGGACCAGUCGAGUAUGCUAGUUCGAGUAGCGAGAGCGAAAGUGAGAGUGAUGACGAGAGUGAUUGAAUGUGCCCUGUGGUACCAGCCUCGCUAUGUUACUUUUCUUCCCUCUUGUCUUGUGUGUUUGUGUGAUGUCGAGAUCUAGAUCCUCAGAUGCCUUUUAAACGCUGUGCUCCAACAAACCCCGAAGGCAGCACUAUCUAUGUCUGUCAUGAUGAAUGAAUAUAUAUAUAAAAGCACAGUUACGCAAUAUUGUCAUCCCUCGAAAUAAAAUAAAAAUGUGAAAAUACUUUUCAGCUGUCUUCUCUGCAGCCGUCC